This is a messenger RNA of Tuber melanosporum (Perigord truffle), 1001 nucleotides long. RefSeq lists its product as uncharacterized. The transcript is spliced from 2 exons. The record is from RefSeq and is a predicted model, not a curated record. NCBI's taxonomy places the organism in Eukaryota, Fungi, Ascomycota, Pezizomycetes, Pezizales, Tuberaceae. The coding region runs from base 1 to 474 and encodes 157 amino acids.
AUGUCUGAUACCCUCGGCGCUUCGUCCUCCUUGACUACCGCUUGCCGAGAGCUUCCCAUCCAAUCAGCGCUGUGCACAUUUGACUGUGCCCAGGUACUUGCCGAGUGGAUUGCUACUGUGCAGGAACGUGUUAACCCUUAUAUGGGUGUUCUUGGGAGUGACGAGUGCAACAUGGCAAGCCUUGAGGGAUUGGUGAUGCUUGAACAUGAGGACCGAAAGUUACUUGCCAAGGUUAUGGAGAUGUUGAGAAACGCUGAGAUGAAAAUGUCUAUGGAUUGGAAUAACAAUCCGAAUAGUCAAGGGAAUAAUAUCCUAAGAGCCGACUCUGGUCUGGGAUCCAAGGUACUCAAUGUGAGCGCGUACUUGCUUGACAAGGUUGUCAUCUGGCCUGCCACGCGCCUUAUGGCCCAAGCUCUUCGCGCACAAUCCGAGCACAUGGAAGCACGCGUCAAGAAUGGCGGCCUCACCCACUAGAUCCUCCUUGUUUGCCAUGCCCGUCUGUGAUGGUGUAAGAUGAAACGAAGUUCAGCACGUCAGACUACCACCUUUUCGCCCUCGAGUCAUCUAGAAAAGUUUUGUUUGUUCGCUCACAUAAAUGGCACGGAGCAAGCGGUUUAAAGGUUCAGGGGGUUACACAUAUUUCCUUACAAGUCUUCAUUUCCCUGUUUCUCACGUAUAUAACGAGUGUCGAUGUCGAGCAUUCCUUAACCUUCCUUGUACUUGGGUUUGGAUUUUUCAUAUCAUGUAUUCGGUCUGGGGCAUAGGUAUUUCGUCUUCAUCCUGAGAUUUUUAGUUUCCUUUCCCCCUCGUUUUUGAUUUUCUUUCUCCGGGGCACGGUGUUUUUGAUUACCUUCUGGGUUCCAUUUUUUCUUGCUUAUUUGUGAUUUUAACCCAUCUUAUGGCAUUGUACGUUUUCGAAUGUUUCUCUGUAAGGACAAUAGGAAUUUCCUUUGUUUCAUGUAUCGGGUGAAUAGGAUUUUGUAGUUGAAUGAGCGUUUAUU